AUGCCCUUAAUCAAGAAACAAGGGUAUCUCAAAGGACCACAAUGCGAGAGAAUCUUGGUAAAACUUGAGAUUUUGCAAAACAAUGGACAAUUUAAAAAAUAUGUUUUUUCGUCUUGUCACGAGCUUGGGACAAAGAAACAUUCUGAGUCCCCAUGAGGAAUCGAACCUUAGACCUUCGGAUUUGCGCUCCGGUGCUCUAAAUCCGAAGGUCUGAGGUUCGAUUCCUCAUGGGGACUCAGAAUUUUUCUUUGUCCCACGCUCGUGACAAGACGAAAAAACAUCUUUCUUAAUUCUUCACCGAGCUCAAAACUUACCAUCUCUACUUUUCUGUCAAUGGACAAUUUAACGAACACGAGCAUUCAGUCACAUCGUUGCUUCAACGUUGUGCCAAUGGAAAUAAACCUGACUUGCAGUUGGCCUUAAAAAUAGAGGAUCGGAAAGAGUCUAAAAGAGCAAGAGUGUGUUUACCUCAGUUAUACAAUCAGACAAAAACAAAACGUGUCAUGUACUUAAUUCGAGUAUUCUGAUGGCAAAAGCUUACUUUUUACUUGUGGCUGACGUAGGAAAGAGAAAACCUCGGCUCUUUGAAUACCUUGAACGCAGCGAGUUUUUGUUUCAAAACUACGACUCGCCAGAGGAUUGGGUCGAACUCUACCAAAAAUACGGUCGCCUUUGGCUGGAUUGUAUGAGCCUUACACCGGAUGACCAGCGGAAUGAGCCGGCACGUAUAACCGCCAAAGAAAAUGGAAGAUACUAUUUUGAGCAAGAUAUAUCUUACAGCCAAAAAGAUCAUCGAGUAAGGGUUCAGGUCAAAGGGGAAACGUACAUUCAUCUCAGUCUUGCAACAUUACUUCUAGAUUGAGUUUAAACUGCCGCGCGAACCCACGCAAAAGCUCUUAGGUGAAAUAAAAGAAGCUGAAGAACUCCUUAAUUUCAUUCAGCAUGAUCUUGGUGACAUGCUCCUGACAAAAAGACCGGAUCAGUUUUAUCGCCAAGGAAGUCUGCAACUUACAAAGGAGUUAGCUGAGGAGGCUCUUCAUCUCGCGUCCUCCAAUAAAUUUAACACUGAAAUAGACUCUAUACGAGGAUGUAUAACUUUUCUCGACGAUAAUCUUGAUAAAAACAAGCUAGUUGUUCCUAUAGAACUCAAGAAAUCAAGUAGCGAAACCUGUUGUAGUGAAUAGAGAUUGGCCGAUUAAAAUCAACAUCACGCCAUUCAAUUUCCUAGCACAACUGACAUAAACUGUCGACUGGUAAGACAGUUUCAUUGUUAAGCAGUUAUUCAAUAAGAAGUCCAUGGAAUCGUGCAAUCCAGAGAGGCUUUACUGAAUGUAUUCAAAAUCACGCCAUUACUUCUGAAUCCAUCGUCAGAAAAUUGCAAAAUUUACUUUACACUUUUAAAUGUCUACAAAAUUUUUUUAAUCUUUUAAAGCUCCUCAAAGACUGAAAUUAAGAAAAUAUCCCGAAGUUGCAGAAUCCAGAAAAUUGGAAGACACUUCAACAUUUCUAAUCCCCUAGAGCGAUAGUUGAAGAUAUCACUCCAUCAAUCUUAUUUUCCUGCGCCUUUAAGGUGACAGAAUCUUUUCCGGCGAUCGCAAAGCUUUUAAUUUGUAUUACUGAAUGGACGCUUGUCAACUAUUGCAGGCAUGACGACUUUAACAAAACAGGACAUAAAGGGCAAAUGGAACACAAUUUCGACACUCUAUCAAGUGCGUGACGUGUGCUCAAUGCUGACCUAUAAGAUUAAUAAAGUCUGUUGACUAAUGUAAAUUUGCUUAAAUGCUAAUGUGACUGAAAACAUUUUUACUAUUUGGAGGUACUGUUUCGGGUCUGAAGAUUACACUAUAAAGAUGUUUCUGGGAAAAAAGUCAUUCGAGAAAAGACAAUUUACCUAGAAGCAGCAACUACCAAUAUUAACGUCAUAUUAUCGCGUCUUUCGCUUUCGAACCGGCAAGCGUGCUUGUAUUUACUUUAUCGGAAUCAUAAAUAUUUCAUUAUUUCUGCUACCUUCAAGCUGUAACCGCCACUGUUAGAAAGGCCUCCGUCAUACAAUCAGUACAAACACAAAAUUGGGAUGUUACGAAUUCUAGUAUUUUAACGGCAAGAGCCUAUUUUUCCCUUGUAACUGACUACACAAUUAGAAGCUCGGUAGUCGGUGAUAAUUUUUACGACAAGGAACAAGUGUUCGUCAUGUGACAACGAAAUUACUCUUUCGAUUUCAAUCGUGCUCAGGGUCAGGUGAACAAUGACAGUAAUAUUAUGCAUAUUUCUAAAAAGAUGAGCACUUUUCUAUUUAUAUUUCUUCAUCAGCCAUUAUACUACCUGACAGUAGAAUCAUGCACACCGCCUGUGCAUGAUUUAAAUACCGAUAAACAUAAUUAUCUUGACUUGGGAGAAUUCCAUUUCUCUUAAUUAUGUUGCUACCCUCUGCGGUCUUCUCAAUAACUGGCGCAAUGCGUGGUUACCGUUUAUAGAUCACAGGGACUUUCCCUCACAGGAAAUAGACCGAUUGGUUAUAAUUUAUAUGCAAAUAUGACAUGCAAGAUAUGAUGAUUCUAUAAUUCACCUCUUCGAAUUUAAAGAACGUAGGACAAUGUACGUAUACGUACCAGCAGUUGCUUGAAUUCAGAAAAUUGGAAAAUAUUUCUACAUUUGUAACCCCUUUAAGCGAUAGUUGAAGAUAUCACUCCAUCAAACUGUUAUCCCUACGCUUCAAAAGGUAACAGAAUCUUUUCCGACGAUCGCAAAGUUUUUAAUUUGGGCUACUGAAUGGACGCUUGUCAAUGAUUGUCAACUGUUCACAUGACGAAUAACGAUUUGUUUAUCUGGAGGUUCCGUGUCGUGUCUGAAGAUUACACUAUAUCGAGGUUUCUAGGGAAACAGUUAUUUGAGAAAAGACAAUUUGCCUAGAAGUAGCAACUACUAAUAUUUAAGUCAAGUUAUCGCGUCUUUCACUUUCGAACUGGCAAGCGUAAUUGCGAUACUUUCUUAGAAUCAUGAAUAUUUAGUUAUUUCUGCUACCUCCAUGUUGUUACCGCAACGGUAAAGAAGGCCUAUAAUCUAGUCUCGUCUUUACUCUGAUGAAAACAUUGAUGAUUUUAUGUUCUAGUUUACUACGUGGCUGCGUGGAAAAUACCACAUAAAUCUGUGGAGGACCUACUUGCGUCAACGAAAUUAAAGAAAGGAACGUUGGCUUGAAUUCAAACCUGUCUGUCAUUGUAAACAACUCAAUGUUCCCCGUCUUCCGGCGUUUUAUUUGGUAUAAAGAAAGAAACUGCGAGGCAUUACAAACGGAAAAGCGAGAGGAAAGUAUUUGUUCACGAUGAGUAGUAAUGAGACGCAGUCCGUAGAGCAGCGUUCAUCGAACAAAACCAAUGAAGUGCUACCGAUCGAACCGGAACGAAGAAGACGUGAGGGUGGUAACGAUGCAAAUACAUAUUCCCAGAAUUCAAUCUCAGUUUCUGACAAGGCCACAGGACCAAGAAAUUUUAAAUUAAGGAUCCAAAAUAACACUCUGGUCAUAGCCCAACAAUCACUCGCCAAACAACAGCAGCCAAACUGGGAGCGCACUUUGCAUAAACGGGAAACAAAACGUGGCAACGGGGGUGAAGUACAAUCAGACUCUUCUCCAAAGACGAAGGGCAGCCUUCUAGACCAACACAAGCGACCACUAGAGUUGGUAGCCUGCCAACUUCAAACUCCAAACGAAGCCCAUUGCCGAAAGGCAGACUCAGGUGGAAUUGUUUCCUCCAGUAUUGAAAAACCGAUGCCCUUAAUCAAGAAACAAGGGUAUCUCAAAAAACUACAAUGCGAGAGCAUUCUGAGAAGACUUGAGAUUUUGCAAGACAAUGGACAUUUUAACGAACACGAGCACUUAGCCACAUCGUUGCUUCAACUUUGUUCUGAUGGAAAUAAACCUGACAUGGAGUUGGCCUUAAAAAUAGAGCGAGGAGUGGCCUUUGCUUAUCAGAAAGAGUCUAGAAAGAGUAAGAGUAUGUUUACCUCAGUCAUACAAUCAGAACAAUCACAAAAUUGCGAUGUUACGAAUCGUAGUAUUUUAACGGCAAGAGCCUAUGUUGCACUUGUAGCUGACUACACCGAUAGAUACUCGGUGAAGUUAUCCCCACUCUUUGAAUUUCUUCGACGCAGCGAGUUUCUUCUGCAAAAUCACGAUUCGCCAGAAGACUGGGCCGAGCUGUACUACACCUACGGAUGCGUUUGGUUGACGUACAUGAGCAUUAUUCCAGAUUACCUGAGAAAUGCGCAGGCGCGAGAGACCGCUCGGGAUAAAGCAAAAUAUUACUAUGAGCAGGCUGUCUCUUUCUGCCAAAGGGAUAAACGACCGAGAGUUCAGGUAAAAAAACAAACCUAUUGUCAUCUCAAACUAGCAGCACUGCUGUUAGACUGUAGUUUAACUGCCGCGCGCACCCAAGAAAAAGAAAUCGCUCCCAGUGAUAUUAGAAAAGCCAAAGAACACCUUGAUUUUGUUCAGUAUAGACUUAGUGAGAGUAUACCCACGGGAACACAGGUACAGCUCUUAAAAACUCGAUCUGAUCAAUUCUAUCGUCAGAGAUUAUACCAAUUGGCCAAAGAAACGGCCGAGGAGGCUUUUCAGCUCGCUUCCUCGAACAGAUUUAACACUGAAUUAGACGCCCUUCAAGAAAGGAUCCAGUUUCUUGAC
Messenger RNA from Pocillopora meandrina, 4681 nucleotides. NCBI's taxonomy places the organism in Eukaryota, Metazoa, Cnidaria, Anthozoa, Scleractinia, Pocilloporidae. The record is from the annotation of a GenBank genome assembly.